UUCGCGUUGCAACGCAACCAUCUUAGCUCCAGACUACAUUAUAUUUUUUUGGCGUCGUCUUCGAGUAACGAGCGUGUUUGGCAAAAUAUAAAAUCAAAAUAUAGCUAUACGGAAGAGAUAUUUGUUUAUUUCCCGACAAUGAGAGACUCGGUGGCACAUGCGAGUCCGGCAGCGGCGGCAGCAACCACGCAAAAGUGGAUUGUUUGCCGGGUUUGUCUUCAGCAGCCAAAGGAACCCAUGGCGAGCAUUUUCAACGAUGAUUCCGAGAAGGAUUUGACCAACAUGAUCCGUGAGUGCGGCGGAGUGCCCAUCAAGCAGUUUGAUCACUAUCCUGACAAGAUAUGCGAGAAGUGCUUCAGGGUGCUUAAAAUGGCUUUUAAGUUUCGCGAGACGUGUCAGCGAUCAUAUGGACAUCUGCGGCAGUUUGUGGGCCCCGUUGAGGUAGAGCAGCGAACGCCGGAGAAGAAAAGUCCAGAAUCAGCCCCCAAAGUGGAGCAGGAGCCAGAGGAAGUUGUGCAAGAGCAGGAACACGAGGAAGAAGAGGAGGAGGAGGACCUGGACGAUAGUCAAUACGUUGUAGGCGAGGCGGAGGAGUCUACGGAAGUUCAGGGCGUCUUUCACGACGAUCUGGAGGAGGGCAUCCUUGUGGAACUGGAAAAAAAUCGCAUUGUGCACGUGAAAAACGAACAGGUCGAGGAGGAUGGCAUCAUCGAGGAAGUGUACGAUGUGUACGAGACCUACGAGGGGGACAUCAUAACAGAGCAGGGUACCUACGAGCAGGAAAUGGUCGAUCAUUCGCUCUCCGAACUUUCAGCUGAUAUCGAAUACUUGGAUCAGGUCGAUCAGGAUCAAUUGACUGAAAGCGCCCACGAGGACGAGGCGGAUAGUGAUUUGAACUCAGCAGAGGAAAAGUUCAUCCCCACCAAAAAUAUUUUAGAGGAAAAGUUCAUCCCCACCAAAAAUAUUUUAGCAACAAUCAGUGCUCGAGGAACCAGUAAGCGAAGAACCAACUCACGCAGGGCAACGUCAUCAGCAUCGGUAACUGCAGCAUCGGGAACCUCGAAAAUUACCGCUCGAGGUGGCCUCGUCAAAGUGCGGAGGGAUAAUGGCGAUGCGGCUGCCACCAAUAUCGUCAUGAAAACCGAAGACGGCGUCUCCAUUGGCGAAGCACUGGCGCGAAAGCAUGCUGGCAUUAAAACGAAGGGCGGCCACAAGAUUCUCGUCGGGGAGAAGAAGGAGUUUAAGUACAUCUGCGAUGUCUGCGGCAACAUGUAUCCUUCCCAGAGUCGCCUCACCGAGCACACCAAGGCUCACUCCGGCGUUAAGCCCCACGAGUGCGAAAUCUGUGGCCACUGCUUUGCGCAAGCUCAGCAAUUGGCGAGGCACAUGAACACCCACACUGGAAAUCGACCGUACAAGUGCAGCUACUGCCCGGCAGCAUUUGCAGAUCUGUCCACCCGCAACAAGCACCACAGGAUCCACACCAAUGAGCGUCCCUAUGAGUGCGAUGUGUGCCACAAGACAUUUACCUACACCAACACCUUAAAGUUCCACAAGAUGAUUCAUACGGGGGAGAAGCCCCAUGUUUGUGAUAUCUGCGGAAAAGGCUUUCCGCAGGCGUACAAGCUGCGUAACCACCGUAUCAUCCACGAGCGGAGAGGCCAAUCCUCACGGGAUUCCGUUGGCGGUAUGAUGCCUUACGAUACAGCCAACAUUGUGGGCCUGGAAAUUUAAGUUUUGAGCGAGGACCCCUUGUCGUCCCAAAGCGUCGACACUCUUUAACCAUAAAACAGAGACACACGCGUGUAAUUAUACAUCUAAGUAUAUUGAUGAAAUUUAAGCCUAGCCUAAUUAUGCGGAAAUAAAUUAAGUAUAGCUGCGCAGA
Drosophila ficusphila is the source of this 1885-nucleotide messenger RNA. It is a transcript of the gene idc, whose product is annotated as zinc finger protein 836. Lineage: Eukaryota; Metazoa; Arthropoda; Insecta; Diptera; Drosophilidae. The transcript has 5 exons. Gene Ontology annotation, biological process: regulation of transcription by RNA polymerase II. The record is from RefSeq and is a predicted model, not a curated record. Gene Ontology annotation, cellular component: nucleus. Gene Ontology annotation, molecular function: zinc ion binding; RNA polymerase II cis-regulatory region sequence-specific DNA binding; DNA-binding transcription factor activity. The coding region runs from base 139 to 1734 and encodes 531 amino acids.